Phycodurus eques (leafy seadragon) is the source of this 2209-nucleotide messenger RNA. RefSeq names its product midnolin-like. NCBI's taxonomy places the organism in Eukaryota, Metazoa, Chordata, Actinopteri, Syngnathiformes, Syngnathidae. The transcript is spliced from 6 exons. Bases 228 to 1553 code for a protein of 441 amino acids. Gene Ontology annotation, cellular component: nucleus. The record is from RefSeq and is a predicted model, not a curated record.
AGACACGAGUCAUGAUGAUUUGUGCCGUAGCUCCAGAUUCCCCCUCUCCGCCGCUAAAUGCUUAAACGGCUCUUUUACUUUCAUUUUAAAGGAUAACAUAUUGGCAUAACGUUAUAGAGUCGUACAUUUUUUGGGGGGAAGUGGAUAUUUGAUUUGUAUUCUCUACCUGGACUGUUUAGUUUACAAGGGGCGGUGUCUGUCGCUUCUAUCUUCACAGCAGCCCCACCAUGCGUCUGUUCGUCGGCUCCAGCUCCAUCGGCGGCCCGCUGGAGCUCGUCGUCCCCAGAGGAGAGACCGUAGACGGGCUGAGGACUCGCCUCUCUCGUCAACUCAACAUGCACACGGACAGAAUAGUCCUCCUGCACAAAGACAAGCAGUUGACUGCAGGGAAACUACUGGAGCAGGGAGUAGCAGAUGGCAGCAGACUGACCUUACAGGUGCCUGCGGCAGUCGAAGCUGGUUUAUCUGUAAGUUUAAAAAAAAAAAAAACACACACACACACACAGAGAAAACAUGUCAGCACAUUAUUUUUGGUGGCACUUGGGUUCAUCAUCAUUUGGGUUAAUCAUUUUCCUCUGCAGCGUUCUAGUGCCAGAGCCGAGAGGAUUGUGGACGUUUUGGAGAGGCUAGCAGACUGUGAGAUCAGUGACUUCCUGUCCGGUCGUUCGCCUUUAGCCAUUAAACUGGGUAUGGGGGCCCACACAAUGCACGUGCAGCUCCAGCUGUCCCCUCAGGAUGUGGCUAAACUACAGCUGGAGAAAGCCCCAGAAGCUAUUAGCAGCCCACCCACAAAGGUCAACAUGGGCCAGUCUGCUUCAAGCUGCUCCCCCACUCGCACAUUCACGACUUCAGCAGCUUCUUCUCCCCCAACCGCAAACUCUGCCGGCUCUAUGCAAUUUGAGCCCCAAGCUGUUCCUUGUAUGGACUGCCACCGCCGAGCAACUUCUCAUCACUCACGUCCACACGCAACUCUUUUAACGCCUUCCUUCCAUGCCACUUGCCCACUACCAGCGACUACACCGGUCUGUUACAAUGACUCCAUUGCUGCAUCUCAGAGUCCAUUACCAGCCUCCACCUUCAAAGAGUGUUUUCACUCCUCCACUGUUGAACGGAUCAAGCAACCAGGCGCAGUGAUAGAAAGUUUUGUGAAACAUUCUCAAGGAGUAUUCUCUGGAACUUUCUCUGGCACUUUGGCUCCGUGCAGUCAGAGCGGCGUCAGCCGUCGAGCCCGCAGCAUCGUCAUUAUUCUGAAGAUCCUCGAUGACCUCCUUAGAGCUGCCUCAAACCACCAAGGGGCUCCGUCUUCCCUUUGUCCGGCUUUGGACCCUCCAGCACAGGAGCACAAGCACAAACAGAAUACCAACCCCGCCAGUGAGGCUCCAGCUGAAGAGGCUCAGCAAUUCCUCACAAACUCCGAAGAGAAUCAGACGUUGCACUGCAAGCUAAAGCACUUGCAGUCUCUAAUGGUCAGGCGACGUCAUCACAGGCGAACUCGCAAAGGUUCCCAAUUUUCACGACCAGCUCACCCUUAUCAGCGUCACCAUCGUUUCUGAUCUCCAUAGCGGUGGGCCAGGAGAGUGGCCUUUUAAGUUCUUAUGGGCGCCAUCACUUGUGCAAAUGCUACUGUUUAUUGAAUUAUGAAAAGAAAUGACUGACCAAACAAGGUUUGGGUAAUUUAAUUCCAACAUAUCUACUUUGCCUAUCAUUUGUAAAGAUAACUGAAAAGAACAGAUUGCAUUCUGCUUUUUGAAUACAAUUAAGCUAAAAAAACCAACAACAAAAAACGAGUGAGCUUCUUGCUUGUUUGAAUUUUUUUCUCCUGUUUAUCAGGAAGUGAUUAUAAAAUAUAUGCAGAGAGACCAGUAGAGGGCAAUGUUUGCAUUCGCAGCGUUUGACGCAAAUGAGUAGUCCCAUAUGCAUGUUGCUUAUAAGAGACUGUUAUUAUCAAUAUUUUGCAGGUUGCUUCAACAGGUCAAGGUCAUCCAACAAAUCCAACUAACUGUGAACUGAAAUAACAAGAAUUUUGAUUUGCAGAGCAGGGAAUCACAUGUGAUUAUAUUUUCAGAAAAAAGUGUUUCAUCUCUAUGCAAAGUAUAUUUAAUAGCAACGAUAGCACAUAGUCCAGACGUGUUCUCUCAUCAUCCGUGUUCUUGUUGGGAAAUUAAAUCUGAAUGGAUGGAUUCUUGUAGCCAAUUUCAUUAAACACACU